GCCAGGAGCUGCGGUGCAGGCCGCGGGACGCCCCUGCCUGCCCGGCACGGCCCGGGUGCAUGUGUGUCCGUGCGUGCACGAGCGAGCCGCCAAGCAGAAAGAAUCGGCUGUGACAUUCCCGUAGCCUGGCGACGGCCGGGCCUUUCAGCGCCAGGCCCCAAUUUGAAUAAGAAUCACGCUCCAUCCCCCCCGCUUCCAGAGGGCGGGCGGCUGGGCCGAGGCCGGGGCCAGGCUGGGCUGAGCAGGGUCGGACUCGCUGGGCUGGGCUGGGCUGGGCUGAGCCGCUGUGCUGCGUUUGCCCAUUGCCGCCCUGCCGGGCAGUGAGUUUCUGCACCGCCGGGGUUCUGGUGCGCUCAGCACCGUCCCGCCCCGUCCUGUCCUGCUUGGCUGCGGGCAGCGUGCUGGACCCGCUGCUGCGCAUGGAGCUGCUGCUCACCCUCCUGCUCCUGGCCCAAGCGCCAGCCGCCAGCAGCGAGGAGGAACCCGAUCUGCCGGCAGAGGCCCAGGGCUGCGCCGAGGGCAGCUGCUACCCAGCCACAGGGAACCUGCUGGUGGGCCGGGCCGGGAGCCUGAGCGCCACGUCCACGUGUGGGCUGGCCGGCCCCCAGGAGUACUGCAUCGUCAGCCACCUGCAGGACUCGGAGAAAUGUUUCAUCUGUGACUCGCGGGCGCCGUGGGGGCAUGAGAGCCACCGCAUCCAGAACAUCAUCUACCUGCAGGGCCCCGGCGGCCAGCGCUCCUGGUGGCAGUCGGAGAACGGGGUGGAGCAGGUCAGCAUCCGCCUGGACCUGGAGGCCGAGUUCCACUUCACCCACCUCAUCAUGAAGUUCAAGACCUUCCGCCCGGCCGCCAUGCUGGUGGAGCGCUCGGCCGACUUCGGCCGCACCUGGCGGGUUUACCGCUACUUUGCCUACGACUGCGCCCGGCUCUUCCCCGGCGUCCCCGUCCAGCCCUCGGGCCGCAUCGACGAGGUGCUCUGCGACCAGCGCUACUCUGAGAUCGAGCCCUCCAGCCAAGGCGAGGUGAUCUUCAAGGUGCUGGACCCAUCCAUCCCGGUGGAAGACCCCUACAGCCAGGACAGCCAGGACUUGCUGCGCGUGACCAACCUGCGGGUGAAUCUGAGCAAGCUGCACACGCUGGGUGACGAGCUGCUGGAUGCGCGCCGCACCGUGCUGGACAAGUACUACUACGCCGUGGACGAGCUGGUGCUGCGUGGCAGCUGCCUCUGCUACGGCCACGCUGCCCAGUGUGCCCCUGCUGCUGGGGGCCCCGCCACCACCGAUGGCAUGAUCCACGGUGGCUGCCAGUGCAGACACCACACCGCAGGCCCCAACUGCGAGCGCUGCCAGGACUUCUACCAGGACCUGCCCUGGCAGCCGGCCCAGCCCUCCGACCCACACGCCUGCCGCGCCUGCGAGUGCAACGGGCACGCGAGCCGGUGCCACUUCGACAUGGCCGUGUUCCUGGCCACGGGCAACACCAGCGGUGGCGUGUGCGACGACUGCCAGCACAACACCAUGGGGCGGCGCUGCGAGCUCUGCAAGCCCUUCUACUACAAGGACCCCGCGCGCGACCUGCGGGACCCCAGCGCCUGCCUGCCCUGCGACUGCGACCCGGUGGGCUCGCUGGACGGGGGCGUGUGCGACGGCCACACGGACGUGGCGCUGGGCCUGAUCGCGGGGCAGUGCCGCUGCAAGGAGCACGUCCGGGGUGCCCGCUGCGACCACUGCAAGGAGGCCUUCUACGGUCUGAGCCUCAACGACCCCCAGGGCUGCCAGCCCUGCAGGUGCGACCCGCGGGGCAUCAUUGCGGGCAGCGCGCCGUGCGACCACAUCAGCGGGGACUGCUACUGCAAGCGCUUUGUCACGGGGCGGUACUGCAGCCAGUGCCUGCCUGAGUUCUGGGGCCUGAGCUACGACGUUGCCGGCUGCCGGCCUUGUGCCUGCGACUUCGGGGGUGCCUACAGCAACAGGUGCUCUGCAGAGGAUGGGAUGUGCCCCUGCCGCCCCAGGCUGAUGGGGCGCCUGUGCGACACAGUGCAACCCGGCGCCUUCUGCGCCCCCCUGGACCACUACACCUACGAGGCCGAGCAGGCCACGGGCCACGCGCCCGCCCACCCCCAGCUCCCGGGCGAGGUGCGGGCUGAGGCCCCCGGCGACUGCCUGGAGCAGUACAACGGGCUCCCGCACGGGCGGAAGGGGCGGCUCCGGCGCCAGCGCAGCGCCUGGCGACCCCGGCUGCAGCGGGCGGCCCCGCGGCGUGGCCGGCAGCUCCCCCACAAGCAGCCGGACGUGGAAGCCGUGGCGCGGGAGCCCGGGGGCCGCAUGCUGACGUGGACGGGCCCCGGGUUUGCCCGUGUGCGGGAUGGCGCCGGCCUGUCUUUCCUUGUGGGCGACGUGCCCCUGCCACUGGAGUACGACCUGCUGCUGCGCUACGAGCCCCAGUCCACCGAGGACUGGGAGGCGGUGGUCAGUGUCCGCUCCCAGGCGCUGCCCUCCAGCCCCCGCUGCGGCAACGCGCUGCCCUCGGAGCAGCUGUACCGCCAGGGCCUGCCCCACACCCAGAGGUACGUGCUGCUGUCCCGGCCCUUCUGCUUCGAGCCGGGCAACCGGUACGUGGUGGCCGUGCGGCUGCAGCGGGCGGGCGCGGCCCACCGGCACCCCGCUGCCUUCAUCCUCGUGGACUCGCUGGUCCUGCUGCCGCGGGUGAUGGAGCUGCCCGGUUUCCACGGCAGCGAGCCGGCGGCGGUGCAGCGCCGGGAGGAGAUGGAGCGCUACACCUGCCUGGAGGCCUUCCGCAUGGCCACCAUGCCCGCCCUGCCCGAGGCCUGCGCCCGCCUGCUCUGCAGCAUCUCCGCCCUGCUGCACGACGGUGCCCUGCGCUGCCAGUGUGACCCCCAGGGCUCCACCAGCAGCGUCUGCCAGCCGCUGGGCGGCCAGUGCCCCUGCAAGCCCCACGUAGCCGGCCGGCGCUGCGACCGGUGCGUCCCGGGCACCCACGGCUUCGGACCCGCCGGCUGCAGCCCCUGCGCCUGCUCCCCUGAGGGCGCGCUCUCCCGCCUGUGCGACCCCGCCACUGGGCAGUGCCGAUGCCAGCCCGGGGCCGUGGGGCGCCGCUGCGACCAGUGCCAGCCAGGCCAGUGGGGCUUCCCCGCCUGCCGGCCCUGCCACUGCAACGGGCACGCUGAGCACUGCGACCCCCACACAGGCGCCUGCCACCAGUGCCGAGACUUCACCGCCGGGCGCCACUGCGAGAGGUGCCUGGAUGGUUACUACGGCGACCCGGUGCUGGGCUCGGGGCAGCAGUGCCGGCCCUGCCCGUGCCCCGGGUAUCCGGGAACGCGGAGCUAUCACGGCACCGCCUGCCACGCUGACAAGGAGACCCGCCACAUCGUGUGCCUGUGCACGCCGGGCUACGCGGGGCUGCGCUGCGACCGCUGUGCGCCAGGGUACUUUGGGGCGCUGGAGCAGGAGGGGGGCGCCUGCCGGCCCUGCCAGUGCAACAACAACAUUGACCCCAGUGACCCCGAGGCCUGCGACCCACGCACCGGGCACUGCCGGCGCUGCCUGCACCACACCGACGGGCCCCGCUGCGCCCAGUGCCAGCCCGGCUACUACGGCAAUGCCCUGCAGCGUGGCUGCCGACGCUGCACCUGUAACCAGCAGGGAACGCUGCCCUCCCACUGCGCCUCCGGCACCUGCCACUGCGACCGGGCCACGGGCCACUGCGCCUGCCGUGCCCACGUGGUGGGCAGGAACUGCGACCGCUGCGCCCCGGACUCCUGGAACUUCGGCGGGGAGCACGGCUGCCAGCCCUGCGCCUGCCACCCCGACCAUGCCCUGCCACGCGGCUGCAACCUGUUCACGGGGCAGUGCGUCUGCCGGCCGGGCUUCGGGGGCCGUGUCUGUGCCCAUUGCCAGGAGGACCACUGGGGCGACCCAGAGCGCGAGUGCCGGGCCUGCGACUGCGACGCAGCCGGCGCAGAGAGCCUGCAAUGCGACCGUGCCAGCGGGGGCUGCACCUGCCGCCCGGGCUUCACAGGGCCACGCUGUGACCAAUGCCACCGUGGUGCCCAGAAUGACUUCCCACGCUGCUCCCCCUGCCACCCCUGCUUCGGGCCCUGGGACCAGGUGCUGGGGCAGCUGCAGGAGCAGCUGAGGUCGCUGCAGGAGCAGGCGCGGGCACUGCAGGAGGGCGGCCCCAUGCCAGAGCUCAGCAACAGCCGCCUGCGGGAGCUGGAGGAGAAGCUGCAGCGCGUGGAGCAGCUGGCCAGGGUGGGGGACAGUCCGGGCACCGCCGCCCUGCACCAGCUGGACACCCUGCUGGACAGCACCAGGAGAGAUCUGGAUGAGUUCUGGCAGCAGCUGCAGGAGGUGGAGGGGCGGCUGGACGGGGCGGCGGGCAGCGCCACUGGGCAGAGGGGCCGCCUCGACCGCCUGAGCCAAGAGCUGCAGGAGCUGAACAGCACGGCCACCCGCCUGCGAGGGCAGCUGGGCACUGUGGUGGGCACCGGCUUUGGGGAGUCCUACCGCAGCCUCGUGGCUGCUGCCCAGCACUCCCGGCAGCAGCAGCAGCGGGCGCAGGAUGCAGUGCAGGGCCCGGGCAGCCUGGUGGGGCACGCCCAGGCAACGCGGCGGGUGGCAGAGCGGGUGCUGCGGGAGCGGGGAGAUGCCUUCCGCAGGAGCGCGGCCGCGCAGGGGCGGGCACUGCGGGAAGCCCAGCGCCGGGCCGCAGCCCUGAGCAUCGCCCGGAUCAGCCAGCAGAUCUGUGGAGCCCCAGGGCACCAGGGCUGUGAUGGUGCCCCCUGCGGAGGGGCAUUGUGCCGGGACCACAUGGGCCAUCGCCACUGUGGGGGCCCAGGCUGUGUUGGGGCCCUGCCCGUGUCUGUGAGGGCACUGGGCCAGGCUGGGAACACCUCGCUGGAGCUGGAGAGUGUGGCCCAGCAGCUGGGCACCGUCGCCCUGCAGCUGCAAGAGGCACACGAGCUGGCCCGCAGUGCCAGGACCCAUGCCCAGGAGACCCUGGGCCGGUCGCAGGCGGCCAGGACACACAUGGAGGAGUCCACGGCUGGGCUGCGGGAUUUCAUCCGGCGGAUCAAAGCUUUCCUGGCAGAGGAGGGGGCCGACCCCGAGAGCAUCGAGCUGGUGGCCCGGCAGGUGUUGAACAUCUCGCUGCCCAGCAGCCCUGGCCGCAUCCACCACCUGCUGCAGGAGAUCCGUGACAGCCUGAGCGGCCUGGACAGCGUGGACGCCAUCCUCAAUGGCACGGCCCGUGGGCUCGCCGCCGCCCGCGACCUACUCGCCCAGGCCCGGCAGGCCCAGGAGCGAGCGGAGGGCUCGCGAGGAGCUGUAGCGGAGAUGCAGGGGGCUCUGGCGGCAGCAAGGGCCAAGGUGGCGGCAGCUGGGGCUGCGCUACAGGGUGCCAGGGAGGUGGUGCGGGGCGUGGAGAACCGGGUGAAGGAGGUGGAGCGGAGGCUGCAGGCGCUGGAGGGGACGGAGUCGCAGCUGCUGAGCCGCCUGCGGGAGCUGGCCCAGGCCGCCGGCGCCCUGCAGGAGAAGACUGAGGCCACGCGCCAGCUGGCCACGCAGGCCCGGCAGGGCGCCGAGCGUGCCACGGCUGCCACGGGAGCGCUGGACCAGGCGCUGGAGCGGGCGACGCAGCGCUACGGCGAGCUGCGCAGCCAGGUGGGCGACCGCGCCGGGGCCUCGGGCGACGCGCUGCUGCGGGCCACGCGCCUGGCGCAGGACGCACGGCGGCUCCUGGACAAGGCCAGCGGCAGCCAGCGGCGGCUGGAAGAGCUGGAGCGGCGCUUCGAGGCCAACGAGGCGGCGCUGGAGGCCAAGGCCGGGCGGCUGCGGGCGCUGGAGCGGCGCGUCGCGGGGCUGCUGGAGGACAUCCGCCACCGGGCCGGCGCCUACGCCACCUGCUAGCGGGGCGGGGCGGGGCGGGGCGGGGGGCCGGGGGCCCGCGCCGCCUGCACCAAUAAAGUCCCGCAUCCCGCCGCU
Molecule: messenger RNA, 6005 nt
Organism: Alligator mississippiensis (American alligator)
Lineage: Eukaryota; Metazoa; Chordata; Crocodylia; Alligatoridae
Product: laminin subunit beta-2
Exons: 35
Coding region: 420-5930 (1836 amino acids)
Biological process (GO): cell migration; basement membrane assembly; substrate adhesion-dependent cell spreading
Cellular component (GO): laminin trimer
Molecular function (GO): integrin binding; extracellular matrix structural constituent
Source: RefSeq, a predicted model, not a curated record